UAUUUUUAUUCAUCCAAAUCAAAACUCUUUCUCUCUCCUGUUUCUCUCUCUUCCAUUCUAUCUAUCCAUUUCUGUCCAUCGCCGACAACCGCCAAUUCCCUCCAUUUCAAAGCAAACCCCUUUCUUAUCUCUCUUUUCAGUUGUCGCUCAAAACUUGCAAUGUUCUAAAUUAUUCUCCAUUCUUCACUUUCGCAAGUUUACAUCUGUUUUGCAAAUACUUUUACGGACCAUGCAUAUGAGAGAUGUUGCUGGAGCUUCGAAAUCCUUAUUGCAGAAUAACUAUGACAACUGGAUGCAUUAUCUGACUGUCUGGAUUUGAAGUUUACAUUUGUGCUUCAGCUAAUAUUGUUUGCAUCACAGAAACUUUCACCAAUAGAUUUUACUUUUCAAAUUGGUUCAAUAUGUCAGAAAUUGACAUGGCGGUUAUUAAACCAGAGAUGAUGAAGCCUUAUAUCUGGCUUGAGACAUCAGAUGGUUCAAUCCAGCAAGUGGAACAAGAAAUUGCAAUGUAUUGCCCUUUGAUUUGUAAAGAAAUAAUACAAAAAGGGAUGGGAUCUUCCAAGAAUUGUGCAAUAUGUCUUCCUCAACGAGUCAGUCCUGCAACAUUGAGCUUAAUUCUUGAUUAUUGUCGUUUUCAUCAAGUACCAGGUCGCUCAAACAAGGAAAGGAAGUCUUAUGAUGAAAAGUUUGUUAGGAUGGACACUAAGCGGCUGUGUGAGUUGACAUCUGCUGCAGACAGCCUUCAGUUGAAGCCAUUGGUUGAUCUUACAAGUCGUGCACUUGCCCGGAUAAUUGAAGGAAAAUCUCCAGAGGAGAUACGUGAAAUAUUUCAUUUGCCUGAUGAUCUAACUGAGGUGUCUGGUGCUUGUGAGAACUCUGAAGAGAAGUUGGAGCCCUUGAAAAACACAACUGAUGACCCAAGGAUCAGGCUUUUGAAUAGAUUGUAUGCCAAGAAGAGGAAAGAACUAAAAGAGCGUGAGAGGUUGAAGAGUGUUGAAGUUGAAGAAGAGCAUAUAGAUAAACGUUCCGUUGAUGAUCUGUUGUCUUUUAUUAAUGGAAAUGAUGAAGAUCAAAAGGGCAUUAAAACUUCUAAGAAUAAAAAGAAAAAUAGAAGGAAAAAAGAGCAACAUCAGAAGAACUCUUCUCUGAAGGAAGCUUCUGGAGUGAAUAAGAAGGAAGUAAAUGGUCAAAACAUCAGACCUCCAAAUUCUGAAGCUGAUAUAAUUGCUGAGACUUCAAUUUCACAUACUGAAGAUGUUUUUGCUCAUAAGGAGUUUGAUGAUGGAGAUAUAGAUGAUGGGAUUGAUCCUGCACUUAAGGAAAAAAUUGACAGUUUCAGAUAUUAACUAUAUGAUGAUAACAUCUUGAAUUAGUUACAACUGGAUAACUACCUUCACGAACUAUAACUAGCAUUCAUAGUCACAGACAGCUGUACAAUCUGCCUGCUCUUACACAAAAUUGGUGAACAUGUAUAGGGUAGAACCCAAUAGCUACUCUUCUUGCGUUAAUUGUCUUCUAUUGUUGUUUUAGGUAUAAAAGGUAACAUUUUUAUGUAAAGAGAUGCUAUAUAAAUGUGCUUUUAAGAUAAUGUCCAGCACACCUUAUGUGUUUGAUAACCAUU
Molecule: messenger RNA, 1621 nt
Organism: Vigna umbellata (rice bean)
Lineage: Eukaryota; Viridiplantae; Streptophyta; Magnoliopsida; Fabales; Fabaceae
Source: RefSeq, a predicted model, not a curated record